Messenger RNA from Hylaeus volcanicus, 3667 nucleotides. RefSeq names its product beta-1,3-galactosyltransferase 1-like. Gene Ontology annotation, cellular component: membrane. Gene Ontology annotation, molecular function: hexosyltransferase activity. The transcript is spliced from 5 exons. Bases 142 to 1347 code for a protein of 401 amino acids. NCBI's taxonomy places the organism in Eukaryota, Metazoa, Arthropoda, Insecta, Hymenoptera, Colletidae. The record is from RefSeq and is a predicted model, not a curated record.
AUUUUUUUUUGUAAUUCAUCCAUAGCAUGUGUUAUCAAAAUUGUGUGAUACUCUUUAAUAGGUCGUAAAUUUCAUCAUACGACAAAAGUAAAUGGAGAUAUGUCAAAUGCAGCACAGUAACGCAGUAAUCACAUCUCAAAGAUGGACAGAUUGCGACUAUUGCCAUUGGAAUUGCCAUCAGCCACCAAUAUAAACACUAAUGGAACAGUUAAAGGAAAAGUUUCAUUUGUUCGACGAUUAGCAGUAGGAUUUGUUAUUUUGGCUACACUAGGUUUAUUAUAUGUGCCAGCAUAUCAUUCUGCCCAAAGCCCAUUCUCAGGCUUAGGUGAGACUCCGUCCCCUGCAAAAUCUAUUGGUGUUUCGCACUUGGUAGCCUCCGUUGCACAGCUACCAGGAUGGGCAUAUAAUACUUCAAGAGAUCUUUGUUUAUAUAUUCAUCCAGAAAAUACAACCUCAGUUUUAAGUCCUACUGGUAUUUGUUCUCCACCGCUGUAUCUCCUAAUAGUUAUUUGUUCGGCUGUUAUGAAUCUCAAAGCCCGUGCAGCUAUAAGAAAUACUUGGGCUAAUAGAAAUAAUUUAGAUAGUAUAUAUAAUUCAACAGUAAGGAUAGCAUUUCUUUUGGGAGAAAGUGACAACGAUACAAUUAAUAGCAUAAUAGCUGAAGAAAGUCAUCAAUUCAAUGAUAUUAUCCAAGAAAAAUUUUAUGAUACAUAUAAUAACUUAACAUUAAAGUCUGUAAUGAUGUUGAAAUGGAUAACAUCAAAUUGUGGUCAAGCUAAGUACCUCAUGAAAACAGACGAUGAUAUGUUUGUAAAUAUUCCUAUUUUAAUGAAGACAUUACAAUCAAGAUCGCAAGCUACCAAUACAUUAUUAGGUUCUCUUAUUUGCAAUGCAAAGCCUAUUUUAGAUCCAAAUAACAAAUGGUAUGCACCAAAAUAUAUGUAUUCAGAGACAAUAUAUCCUAAUUAUUUAUCGGGUACGGGGUAUGUGAUGAGUCUAGAUGUGGCAUUUAAAUUGUAUCAAACAGCAUUAACAACACCACUGCUUCAUUUAGAAGAUGUUUAUAUCACAGGUCUUUGUGCAAAACAUGCAAAAAUACGACCUGUAAAUCAUCCUGGUUUUAGUUAUGUUCCAAGGAAAUUGGAUCCUUGCAUAUUAAAAAAUGUUAUCACAACGCACAAAGUUAAUGUGUCUAAUAUGUAUGUGAUAUGGAGCAAACUAAAUGAUACAAAUCUUUCUUGCAGUAAACACUCUCAUACUGAUAAAAAAUCAGUUACUUUAAGUAGAAAUGGUAGAAAUGUUGGAUAUUAUAUAGUGAAAAGAAGAACCGUUAAUAAGUGUGUAUAAAGUAAAUAGAAUUUUUAAUAUUAAACCUAUUAUUUAUUAUCGAUAUAAUGUUUAUUAAAAAUAAGCAAAUCAAUGAAUACUAAGAAAAGUUCCAAAAUAAAUCACCUAGUAUUCUCAAUCAAUUAUCAUAAAAGAUACUUUUAUUAAGAUUUUUAAUAGAUGUGAAUAUGCUUCUAAAUUUUUGAAUCUCGAACUUUAACCAAUUCUUGUACUAGUUUCUUUGCUAUACUCUAUUGUACCUUCCAUGUAUUUUUACUGCAAGAAAGAUUUUUAACUGAUAUUUAAUAAAUAAUUGAAGGUUUUAUACACUAUUUUUCCAUUUGAAUAGUAGUAGGUUUUAAGGAAACGCUGUCAAUUAGAUUUCCUGUGUGAGUAAUUAACUUCUUUGCCUACUUACAUAAAAUUUGGAUAAUUAAGUACCGAACACGCGUCUGACCGUUGUGUGAAAAAUUAGGAAUUACACUUAAAACAAAGAAUUUCGUUAAUUUCAUAUCUUAUCAGCUACUUCCCAUAGAUAUUAAAAUGGUAUAUGUUUAUAUAUAUAUCACAUAGAACCAUUAUUAAAAAUACAUACUCGUAAAUAUCUCGUAUACAAAAUAUCAGUUCUCGUAGUCAAAAUAUUUCAUUUAAGUUUUAAACAUAUUUUUAACCGAUCCAACCAGAAACUAUUUUAAAAAUUACGACGCAGGUUUCAAAUACAGCCGAUGUUAUAAAAGUAUCGUAAAAAUUGUGAUUUACAAAAGAUAAUCUCAAAGAUCUGAAGUGACUGUACGAUAUUUAACACAGAAUGAUCUGAAACAUUAGUAUGUAAUACUAAGGAUGAUAAUUUUACAUACUUUACAAAACUCGCGAUACUUUACAAAACUACGAUAACCAAACGUUGUCCUUAACUUUAUCACGCUUCCGUUAGAAUCUCAUUAACUUUAACAGACGUAGUUAAAUACUUAUAUAAGCUUUUAAUUUGUGUAAAAAGACUUCAAUGUUUGUAUUUUAUUUCGAAUUGUCCUCAUAUUUUUAUAAAAAUUGAAACCUUUUUUUUAGCAAUAUAUUUAACAUUCCGUAUUACGAUAAAAUAUCUGAUAUUUUCAAUAAGUAUUAUAUUAAAUGACGUUCAUUUUUUUUAAAAAGCUCGUAAUGAAUUUUUUUAAUUAUCGUAUUUAUCUGCAUAAGUAUAAUGAUAUUACGAAAAAUAUAUAAAAUAUGUUAGAAGUGUAUUACAUUACACUAAUCGCCUAAACAAAAAGAAGUUUCUUUAAAAUAAAUAAUUGACUUUUACACGUUCUAGAAGAAUUGUUAUAUGAAUACAUAUAAAUAUAUAUUUUGCUAUUUAUACUUAAUGCUAAUAGCUUUUUACAGUUGAUUCCUUUCGAAAAAAAUUAUUUAUGUAAAAUCUGCAUAUUCGUGAUGCUACUUAUAAAAUAAUAUCGAUAUUUUUUUCACGUUUAGGUACUGUGAUUGUUUAAAAAAUUUAAUUGUACAAUUUUUGAAUUUAGUACCUGUCAUUUAUUGAUUACAUUAUUAAAAUAUUAGAAGUAGUAAGUUCAUUCAUCCAAUUCAUGAUGAAUGUAUCUUGUGCAUAAUACCACUAAUAAGGCUGUACAAUGAUAUUUAUUUAUAAGUAUCAACGAUUUACAUUUAGCAAUUAAGAAUUCGAUGUAGCCUAAUGUAUGCUAUGAUUAUAUAAUAUAAAAUUUUGUAAGAGUUCAUUAUGAUGUAUCAAUUCAGACAUAUAUAAUGAUGAUGAUGAUAUUAACAAUCGCAUUUUAAUAUUCUGAUUAACUGAAGUCACUAUCAUCUGAUUCAUAAUCAUAAUAUGCAUACAAAAAUUGCAUUUCUUGAUGAUCCUAUUAUAGGGUAUUUAACUUAGUGUGUCAAUAGUUAAAUCAAUUAAGUAAUAAAAAUUCAAACUUUUAAAUUGAUUUACCUUAUCAAAUGCAAUUGGUUUACUAAUUGUGAAAGAAAUUAGAAUUACUAAUGACUCUGGAAUAUCUUAGUGGCCUUAGAAAAUUGUGUUUUAUUUUGUACAAAUACAUUGCUCUAGCGCUUAAUAAACUCCUACCACAUUGCAAAAUUUGGUGCUAAAUAACAAUUAAUUAAUUAUAUAUUUGUUGUACAUAAUCCUCUAUAAAUCGCUAUUUAGUUUUUAAACAGACUUGAUUUUUUUAAACAUUUGUUUCUAUUGAAUUAUCAGACAUUUAUGUGGUCUAAUGAUAAUUGUAAAAUAGAAAAAGAGAAUGAUAUUCAGAAUUUGCAAAACUGUGAUUUUUUUAUAUUCAAAUAUCCUUAAUAUUUAAAACUGUAAUAAAAACAACAUUAUGUA